Bufo gargarizans (Asiatic toad) is the source of this 4247-nucleotide messenger RNA. It is a transcript of the gene IRF7, whose product is annotated as interferon regulatory factor 7. Gene Ontology annotation, molecular function: RNA polymerase II cis-regulatory region sequence-specific DNA binding; DNA-binding transcription factor activity, RNA polymerase II-specific; protein binding. Gene Ontology annotation, biological process: regulation of transcription by RNA polymerase II; immune system process. The record is from RefSeq and is a predicted model, not a curated record. Gene Ontology annotation, cellular component: nucleus. Lineage: Eukaryota; Metazoa; Chordata; Amphibia; Anura; Bufonidae.
GAUCCGUCUGUGCAGAUCCAUGAUGGAUCCGCACCAAACGCGAGUGUGAAAGUAGCCUAAAUUAUAGGAAAGCGUCUUAGCAUGAGCUGUGCUGAGGACAUGAUCACCAGGGACGAGAUCCUGGACUGUACACAAAUCUUCGCCUCCCUUGUGCUGCUGUUAUUCCUGAUGUCCCUGCCCCUCCAGCUCUCACUCUCUCAGCACCAGUCCUAUCGCAGACUGUUUCCUGUGCAGAGUCCUCCCCUGUCACGUAAUGCAGCCUUAUUGGUCGCCCCUGUCACAAUAUCUCGCCCUGGGCUGGGCCAGCUCCAGUAUAUUACUGACAGGCUCGUGGAGUCCUGAGUUUACAGAAGAAACACUAUCUAGCUGCAAGCUUCCAGAUAUUGCUUGCUUUGUUAGACUCUUAUCGGAUACUACAUAUUCAAACAGGAAAAUGCCCAGGAGGGAAAGAGAACUCUUUGGCCCUUGGCUAAUUCGACAGAUCAACAGCAACGAAUUUGAAGGUGUUCGGUGGUUGGAUGAAAGUCGAACAUUAUUCCGCGUGCCAUGGAAGCACCUUAAUAUAAGAAAUGCAGAUGAGAGGGAUUAUGGGAUAUUCAAGGCUUGGGCUAUUUGCAGUGGAAAGUAUCAUCAAGAUUUUGAGGAGCCCCCUACUUGGAAAACAAAUUUCCGUUGUGCCCUAAAUCAGGUGCUAUACCGCAACACUAAAAUGUUCUCUGAAUAUAAAGAUAAUUCAAGUGACCAAAGAGAUCCUCAUAAAAUAUAUAGGUUCCAUGGCGCUCAUGAUGAUCUGCCGUCAUCAAAUCCAAUAGCCGCCACCUUCAAUGAAACCCCAAAUAAUCCAGAAGAGCAAAGUCUUCUCGAUGAGUUAAACGACGAAGACUACACACUAGACAUAAGUCCGAAUUCUGUACUGGAUGCCCCAUUUUCCAGUCCUGAGGAAUCGGAAGUCAUUGCUGAGCUAAUGAGAAAUAUUUUGCUGGAGCCAACAGAAAACAGCAUACAGCAAGUACUAAACCUCUCACAGGACGAGUAUCCUCAAGGUGACCCACAUGUGGAUCAGGUUUUCAAACAGUCCACACAUGAGCAGUGGGCAAAUUCACAAUUGAUGGAAUCACAUGUUGUUAAUGGCCAUGAGCAAGCCCCCCACGAGGAGCCGUCCAUCCAUAUUCCAGUAUUUCGUCAGCAAUGUGAACAAUACCAAAUGUGUAACAUUUAUCCGGAUGGAUACCCACAAAAUAUGGCUGUGAACCAUUUCUUCCAACAGAUGUCUGCGCUCCCACAUUUCCAACAACCACCAGUUCUUAAUGGUUUGGUUUCAGGACUGCAUGAGCCUCCAGUCAUUCAACAUAAUGGAUACCAACAAGCGACACAAGCGACUGGCAACAAUGGCUGUCCACAGGAUGAGUCACGAGUAGUCCAAAGUAUCAACCCUUCGCCAAAUUAUUCCUAUCAUCCCACCAAUGAAGAGAGUGCAAGAUCAUCACCGGCCGGUCACAAUAUACCCAUUGUUAAUGGAUCUGGAGAGGCUUCUCCACCAGAAACCCAAGCGACCUUACUGAGUCAACAAAGGAGAAUUCCAAUUCCUCUCACAUCCUGGGAAGUUACUAUAUAUUAUCGCGGAAAGGAGGUCCUAAAAGAAAAUGUGUCCAAAAAAUUCUUCAUCACAAGAGAUGUUGACGAUGUCCAUAUAGGGGCAACAGAGGCUGUCCAAUUCCCUUCAACAGAUGUGCUUCUAGAUCAUGAACAGAUGAAGUACACUAAUGUCAUCCUCAGCUGUGUUGGAAAAGGUCUUCUAGUGGAAGUCGAUCCUCAUAAUCACAAGGUUUACGCUACAAGAACGGGCAAGUCAAGAGUUUUCUGGAGCCUUUCUGAAAGUGUAAAAACCCAGGACAUGGCUUCAGAGGCCAAGAUGCUCAUCAGAGAUGUCCCAACAGAGAUAUUUGACUUCAGCCAGUUUUGGGAAGAGUUAAAAGCUUACCAUCACCACAGAAGGUCAUCACCAGACUACACUAUAUAUAUGACAUUUGGACAGACUCUGCUUGAGCCGGUCAUGAAGAAAUUUGUUCUAGUGAAGCUUGUUCCGAAUUUUUGCACAUUUAUGCAUCAUUUUGCCCAGCAGAAUGGUGCUUCAUCGCUGCACUCAGAGGUCGUCAGUCUUCAGAUCUCAAACGGAAGUUCCUUCAACAGUUUCGACCUAAAUGGGCCUUGUUUAAUGGAUCUUGACCUCCCCGAUUUACUUUAAGGUGUUCCUGUAUUCUCCGGAGGUUCUAAGGCCCUCUUGUCUUUUUGUAGUAGCAGGGAGAGGAAUGAUACGUUGUUGCCCUUUAUGUAAAACUUAUUCUCUCUUUGUUCUAAUGUUUUUACUAUUUACCUAUUUGAAAGGGAUGGCCAGCUGUUCACCUGAAGGUACAUGCAUGGGAUGUGUCAUCAAUGGACAGCAGUGGUCUCCUCAACAUCCAUAGGAUGGUAGGGUAAAAUGUGGGUGGUCACAAUCACAUGGUUUAUCCAAGUGACUGCUUCCCAAGGUUGUUCUUGAUGCAUCCAUUUCUGUGCAUGAACAGUAGUUGAAUGCAUCCAGCGCUGUGCAAAUACAGAGAGCAGAGUCGCCUCUGUCUGCACUUGCUCAGGACAUGUUAAGUUUCUGUUCAGCAGGUGUGCAGAAGAAUGUUCAGGGAAAAGUGCAGAAGCUUUUAUGUGGUUAAAUCAUGUGACCGCUGCCAUCUUACAUGGACGCAGAGACCAUCACCAUUCAUUUUUUAGACUUGUACAUCCCAUCCCUGGACAGCAGGGCAUCUUCAGGUUAACAGUUGAGGUAAGGGAUAAGUCAAGUUACACCUCUAUGUGAUACAACAUAGCGGUUUAUGGCAGGUUCAGUAGACAGCCCCUUUACCCUCAAGGCCCCAUGCUGAAAACUAUGAAAAAAGGGCCAUCCUCGCCGAUAUCAACCAAUGAGAUCACUGAAACUUGCUCUAGAAAAAUAUAAGCUGCACUCUGAUUGGUUGCACACUGACUCUUACAACAAAAAACACAUGUGCUCACCUGGCCUCAUGGAUAGUGCAUUCCUGAGGGAAGGGCUGUUACAGGUGGCGUGCUGGGUCACCUCAGUUUAAGAGGCGCUACUGGAAGCAUGUAUAGCAUGCUAUACAUGGACAUGACAUUGUAUAUUGAAAUAUAUGUAGAUAUUUAACUUAUUUUUAGCUACAAUGAUUACUGGUUAACACAUUUUAACUACACUUUAUAGGAGGAUGUUCUGCUGGUCUGUUGGACUUCUACCAUGUGGAGAAGUUCUUCUAAAAUCAUAUCUGUCCUGGAAGCCUUUAUUGCCAGGGUGGCCACACAUUUCACUGAAGAGGAAAUAUAGUAUCACUGUAAGGGCUCAUUCAGCCGGCCGUGUGCUGUACGCAAAAAUGCCGGUCCGUUUUUUUGUGGACAGUUACACAUUUCCACAAAAUAAAUAAAGCCACGUCCUGAUUUUCACUGACAAGUAUAGGACAUGUUUUAUUUGUUUUGCGGAGCCAUAGAACGGAAGAAAAGGGACCAAUCGGAGUGAAUAGGUCAGCGUCUAAUCCGCAAAAAAACGGAUCCGCAUUUUUGAGAGAGAGCAUACGGCCGUCUGAAUGAGCCCUAAGGCUGGGGCUACAUGGCAAUGUUAGUGUACUGUCCAUCGCUGCAUAAUGAAAAUGAAAGAAGUUGUGUUUCUAUUCACAAGCUGCAGCAACCACCACACCUGGUUCUCCAGAAAUCCAGCAGGCUUAAAUUUGUGGCAAUUCACGUGUGGUGGUCGUAGCAAAUUGGGAGUUAAACGGUGACCUCAUUCACUUUGAUUUCUAUAAGUAUCAAUAAACAUAUGCAUUGAGUAACUGACUUACUACAUCCAAUGUAACUGAGAUUUAUGCUACACCACACCUGAAAGUGGCAUAAAAUCGCGUAUGACAGUCAUGUCAUGUAAAUAUAAAGUAAUAAAAAUCACAUACAGCAAAAUUCAUACUCUGCUCAUAAGUCACAUGAAAUUCUUUUUUUCAUGGGUUAUUAUAGAAACUACAUAGCAAAUUACCUCGCCGCCCCCUUUAAGUGGCCCGGCUGGUAUUUGUUUUAGAGCCCAUAAAACCAUAUGCAAGUAACGCAAUAAAAAUAGAGGAUGAUCUUUUAUUUGUAUUUUGUAUAAAUAGUUGUUAUUUAGUUAGAGAUAUUUAGUAAGUUUGUUUUGUUAAUAGAUAUAUAUACAAUAAAAAGAAUAAAACAAC